Messenger RNA from Moneuplotes crassus, 836 nucleotides. NCBI's taxonomy places the organism in Eukaryota, Ciliophora, Spirotrichea, Euplotida, Euplotidae. The record is from the annotation of a GenBank genome assembly.
UUGCUUUUGAAACUUAUAUAUUAUCAGAAAUUAAUUAAGUGUGGAAUCAUAACCAGAUUCAUAAAUACCAGAUUCUUAAACCCUAAAGAGUGGAAUUAAGCACCAACAAUUUCUGACACAUUCGUUCUGAAGUUCUGAAGUCCCGGCCGAUAGAUUUGCUUGGUUUUCACCCUCUCGUGCAUGAUGUGCUCCAAGAGAAGCUUAUUCCUUCUCAUAAUUCCAGCCUUUUUAUGCUUUCUCUGAAUUUUCUUAAAUUCUGUACCUAAUUUUUGUAUCUCAGGUAAUCGCAUCGGAUAAAUCUGGGUAGACAUUUUUGAAACCGAUGGCUUUUCGAUUUCUUUAGAAACCUUCAGAUUCAUAUGCCUCAUAUUCUUCUCAAUAUGGUCUACAAGGAUUCUCUUGAACUGAUGGGAUUGGUCCUUCUCAGUUGACAAUGAUUUUUUGAUCAUCGUUUUCAGCUUUCUCACCGAAGGAUAGACCAGUUUCUUAGGAUCGCUGAUCUUUAUCUCUCGGUGAAUCUUCUUCUGAUUGGGAGUUUUCUCCACAGAUUUCGAAGCAGAAAGCUUGAACUUCCUCAAAUUGGUAGUCCUAAACAUCACAUCUCAUCUCUUCUGGGCUGAGCAUAUGGUCGGGUUCAUAUGCUCCUGAAUCUGGCCGUAUUCCAUCGAGUUGGUGACUACUUCUGAAGAGGCAAAACUCUUAAGUUGGCUUCUUGUUCUUCUCCUAACAGUAGGGGCUAUUCUCAUCAGGUCUCUUCUAGCGUCUUGAAAGAUGUCUCUACCACUUUUGGCAAUUUUUCAAAGGCUCAUUAUCUCUUUUGAAGACAUUUAUGAUAA